UCGGCUGCGUCGAGAAAGUCGACUCCAAAGGCCACCAACAAGAAGUCGACUGGAUCAAAAAAGGUCGCGACGAAGAAGACUGCCUCGAUGAAAACCGCACCAAAGGCCGCCGCUCCCAAAAAGUCUACUUGGAAAUCCACUCAAAGGUCUGCUCAAAAGUCAGCUCCCAAGAAGUAA
Molecule: messenger RNA, 177 nt
Organism: Acaulospora colombiana
Lineage: Eukaryota; Fungi; Glomeromycota; Glomeromycetes; Diversisporales; Acaulosporaceae
Source: the annotation of a GenBank genome assembly